AUGAAAAACCCCAGUUGGAUUAGAAAGAACUGGCUUCUUGUAGCUGGGGUUACUUUCGUAGGCGUCCAUCUCGGAACGUACUUUCUCCAGAGAGCUGUAAAACAUUCUGUAAAGUCUCAGUCUGAAGACAAGCAAAAGAGUAUUGAAGAAUGA
Sorex araneus (European shrew) is the source of this 153-nucleotide messenger RNA. RefSeq lists its product as uncharacterized. The transcript has a single exon. The record is from RefSeq and is a predicted model, not a curated record. Lineage: Eukaryota; Metazoa; Chordata; Mammalia; Eulipotyphla; Soricidae. The coding region runs from base 1 to 153 and encodes 50 amino acids.